Messenger RNA from Anastrepha obliqua, 1038 nucleotides. Its product is annotated as spindle and kinetochore-associated protein 1-like. Gene Ontology annotation, biological process: mitotic cell cycle; cell division; regulation of microtubule polymerization or depolymerization. The record is from RefSeq and is a predicted model, not a curated record. The transcript is spliced from 4 exons. NCBI's taxonomy places the organism in Eukaryota, Metazoa, Arthropoda, Insecta, Diptera, Tephritidae. Bases 9 to 875 code for a protein of 288 amino acids. Gene Ontology annotation, cellular component: outer kinetochore; spindle microtubule; mitotic spindle. Gene Ontology annotation, molecular function: microtubule binding.
GCUUAAAUAUGGAAGAAAUUCAAUCCACAAUUAACGAAAAAGUAGCGCUAAUUGAAAAUUUCAUUGUUUUAAGUUUACGGCGUGAAAAAGUCCACGAUGGAGCUAACAAACUUCUAAAAGAAGCAAGAGCAUUGCAGGAACUUAUGGACAAAGUGGAAAAGGCGGUUAAAAAAGAUCUAAGCAAAAUAGAUGAAGACCAUAGGCGUUUAAUAACAAGAAUGCAAAAGCAACAAUCCGCUAUUUUGCAGUACAUCUUAUUGGAGCGACAACGUAAAUUUGAGGAAGCUACGACGAGGGAACGAGAGGUUCAUGCGGCUUUCAAUUCUUCGAACGUGCCUCGAACCGCUGAAAAAAUGCCUGUUUCUGCUUUGGAAAAAUGCAUGGAUCGGCUUAAUGUGCACUCCACUGUAACCCCUAAACUUACACUCAGCAGUUAUAAAGAAUCACCACUUGUGAAGCAAAGGCAGAUUAAUCCUAUACCUUUCACUUUCCUCGAUUUUGAAUACCACAUAACAUCGGAACAAUUUGAGUCGAUACCAAAAUACAUGCGCGGUCGCGAAUCUGUUGAUGAGCUUCGUGGUUUUCUAGCUAAUGUAGUAGUUCCUAGCUUUAAUAAAAAGUAUCAAUUAAUUCAUCGUCAACGGAGUACAGUACGCAAUCGUCAUGAUUUGGAGCUGUGGAAAGUCUAUAAUCAACAGGCUUCCUAUGUGCCAGGUCGCAAUUUCAUCACGCCAGGCGACAUUUCACAACAAAUGAAUAAGAUGCUGGAUAAAAAGCAACAGAAUCGUAUUGUCAUGCUGCGGCAUUUAGGUGUGCUUCAGGAACAGCGAGUCGGUCAGACUGUGUGCUAUAUAUGGAAUGCUGACUCUCGCUGAGUGCAUUAGUGUAGUGUCAAAUUGAAUAGUUAAUAGAGGCAAUUGUAUGUACAUUUGUUACCUUCAUUUCUUUACUACGUAGGUGCAUACUUAUCUUCCGAAUAGUAAUGUCAAACACAAUGCAUAAAUGUAAAAUAAAUAAUUUCUUAUAUAAAACUAUAAA